UUGCUUCUUCUUCUUCUUGGCGUGUGACACUUGUCAACUACCUUCCCCCUCCGCUCCUCAUCGCCCGGCCCCGUCGCCAGUCACCAGUGGCCCUAGUCACACUGAUAAGGGAACCAUCGUCGACAAGGCUAUAACUGCGUUAAUUUCCAUGACAGACCAAAAUGGGUUAGGAUCACAGGAUCACUUACCCUUUUUGGUUGCAAGCCCUUAACGCAUUUGGUUUGUCUGACAAAAACGAUUCCAGCAUCUACUCAAGUUUGUCCUCUCGAAGCCUAAUCAGAAGUGCUGCUUGGGGAAUUUGUUUGAAGGAUGGGAGAAAGAAAGGUUCUAAACAAGUACUAUCCCCCGGACUUCGAUCCGUCGAAGCUGCCGAGGGUUCGGAGGCCGAAGAACCAGCAGAUGAAAGUGCGCAUGAUGCUUCCCAUGAGCAUUCGCUGCAACACCUGCGGUAAUUACAUCUACAAGGGCACCAAGUUCAAUUCCCGUAAAGAGGAUGUCAUAGGCGAGACAUAUUUAGGAAUUCAAAUCUUUCGAUUCUACUUCAAAUGUACAAAGUGUUCUGCGGAGCUUGCGAUGAGGACAGAUCCAAAAAAUUCAGACUAUAUUGUUGAGUCUGGUGCCACACGGAAUUUUGAGCCUUGGCGUGAAGAGGACGAGGUAACAGAGAUCGAAAAACAGAAAAGAGAUGCUGAGGAGAUGGGAGAUGCUAUGAAAUCAUUAGAGAACAGAACCUUGGAUUCAAAGAGAGAGAUGGAUAUCCUUGCUGCGCUAGAUGAGAUGAAGUCUAUGAAGUCUAGACAUGCUACUGUGAGUGUAGAUGCCAUGCUUGAGGCCUUGCAGCGCACAGCCGGGGAAAAGGAGAAAAGGUUGGAAGAAGAGGAUGAAGCACUUAUAAAAUCAAUAUUUCAUAAGCCAGUAGAUUAUGUUCGAAGAAUUCAUGAUGAAGAUCUUGACGAUGAUGGAGAUAUGAUUCAGCUUUCAAGUGGCAAUGGGGAAAUAUCUGGUGAUAAUCUGAAGAGGAGAAAGGUUUCUGAAGAGCCUCUUGGUAACCCAACAGAUUCUUUAACAAAAGCCACUUUUGUUGACAGCUCCACCAACAAAGGUAGUAGAUACUUUCCCCCUUCCUAGUAUAGAAAUUGGAGCGCACUGCCACCGUUAUUCUUUUUCCCAAUUUUCAGUUUCUCUGGGUUUGUUCAAGUAAUAUUUUAGUUUAAAGUGAUGCUAUUUAACUGAUGUAAAUAGCUCUAUUGGUAC
Molecule: messenger RNA, 1254 nt
Organism: Juglans regia (Persian walnut)
Lineage: Eukaryota; Viridiplantae; Streptophyta; Magnoliopsida; Fagales; Juglandaceae
Product: splicing factor YJU2-like
Exons: 9
Coding region: 310-1128 (272 amino acids)
Biological process (GO): mRNA splicing, via spliceosome
Cellular component (GO): U2-type catalytic step 1 spliceosome
Source: RefSeq, a predicted model, not a curated record